AUGUCUGUUGCAACAGCGCAUAGCAGUACCGCCUUUCAGGUCCGUUCUUUGUUCCGAUCCUUACUGAGGCAAUCCUCUCAAUUCUCCAAUUACAACUUCCGUGAAUACGCCCGCCGCAAGACGCGUGACUCGUUCCGCGAGGGUCAGAAGGAGUCAGAAGAACGCCGGAUCCAGGAAUUGAUCCAAAGUGGCCUGCAGGAUUUGCGCUUGUUAAAGAGGCAAACAAUUAUCAGCCAGUUCUAUCAGCUGGAUAAGUUGGUCGUGGAGGGUCAGAAAACAGGUAAGCAGAGUGGUGAACAGGGAGAUAUUGUUCGUCAGAAAGACACGGGUUGGGAUUAA
Penicillium angulare is the source of this 339-nucleotide messenger RNA. Its product is annotated as LYR motif-containing protein. The record is from RefSeq and is a predicted model, not a curated record. The transcript has 5 exons. The coding region runs from base 1 to 339 and encodes 112 amino acids. Gene Ontology annotation, biological process: iron-sulfur cluster assembly. Lineage: Eukaryota; Fungi; Ascomycota; Eurotiomycetes; Eurotiales; Aspergillaceae. Gene Ontology annotation, cellular component: L-cysteine desulfurase complex; mitochondrion.